GCAUUCCCUUUGUCGAUGAAGCGUGGUGACAUUUGACCAAGUAUUUGGGGCUCCCAGUGCCUCUGAGAGCUCUACCUUGCUCAUAACCUUCAACUAUCGAUAGACAGCUAUCCAACCAGUAAGCAAGGUGAAGCACCACCAAUAACAUGAUGUCUCUAAUAACGCAGAUUCGUGACAACACCCAUCGCCAUGGAUCCACGAUUGUUGUUCCUGAUAAUAUCACUACCUAUCUUAUCCAUCACCAUGGUACUAUGUACCUUGGUGCACAUGAACAUGUUGGGCUUUCGUGUCGCCAAUGGAGAGGGUGGUCUCCAUGCGCAUAUAAACUCUCGCAGGUACCGUCCGAGGAACUACCAGACGAUACCUCGCACAGACCUAGAAGCGGCUGACAAUGACAACUACGCCCCUGAGCGAGGACGAGAACGAGAACGAGAACAGUCCAGGAUUCCCCGUCGUCCCGUGCCGCGUCUGGGACAAAGAUAUGUCGAUUGGGACCCAGAAGCCGGGGUCCUUGGCGUCACAACCGCCUCACAUCCGCGACGAACAGAGCAAGGACAUGUGGAGGAGGAAGAGAGGAGUCCCAGUCCAUACGACUUAGAGGAGGCGCUGCGGCGUGGUGGCUCGCAGCCAACGGAUAUUCCCACAAAACCUAACUCCCUUCGAGAGGGCUGGAAUGGUCUGGUGGCGCAAUUGAUCACCGUGUACCAGCAGCUCAGAAACCGACGGCCGAGCGUGGUGGACGAAGAGUAGGGAAGAUCCAACGAGGCUGUGGACAGCAAACGG
Molecule: messenger RNA, 783 nt
Organism: Talaromyces proteolyticus
Lineage: Eukaryota; Fungi; Ascomycota; Eurotiomycetes; Eurotiales; Trichocomaceae
Exons: 2
Coding region: 190-750 (186 amino acids)
Source: RefSeq, a predicted model, not a curated record